UACUCCCGACAUGCAAAGCGGAUUCUUUCCCUCGGUCUCGGCCCGGGAGUCCGAGAGUCCCAGCAGCCCUCGGGACGCGAAAGGCAACCUGGGAGCGGUAGUUCUCCUGGGCGCCUAGCAUUGUCGCCCACGCAGCAGUAGCGGCUUCUGCGGCUCCAAGCCAGCGGGUCCUGUGAAGGCGAGCAGACGCGGAGAAAGGACGCGGGAGUGAGAGAGGGUGAGUCAGCCACUGUCUAAACGAUAACGGGAGGCGGCUCUGCGGGGUAGGGUUGAAUUCAGUAAAUGGGCUCGUGCUGCGGUCUCUUCGGAGACGCUGCUAUCUUAGCGUCAGCGAGGGAAGGUUGAGGAGGAGCCAGAGCCGGGUCCUGCAGCCUUUCUCGCCAUCAGCGCCCGUCGCCAUCUCCACCAUGCAGUCCCGGGAAGACGCCCCGCGCUCUCGCCGCCUAGCCAGUCCCCGUGGUGGGAAGCGGCCCAAGAAGAUUCACAAACCCACAGUUUCGGCCUUUUUCACGGGUCCAGAGGAAUUAAAGGACACAGCCCAUUCUGCAGCCCUGCUGGCACAGCUCAAGUCCUUCUACGAUGCGCGGCUGCUGUGUGAUGUGACCAUCGAGGUGGUGACGCCUGGCAGCGGGCCUGGCACGGGUCGCCUGUUCCCCUGCAACCGCAAUGUGCUGGCCGCGGCAUGUCCCUACUUCAAGAGCAUGUUCACAGGUGGCAUGUACGAGAGCCAGCAGGCCAGCGUGACCAUGCACGAUGUGGACGCCGAGUCCUUCGAGGUGUUGGUCGACUACUGCUACACGGGUCGUGUGUCUCUCAGUGAGGCCAACGUGGAGCGCCUGUACGCGGCCUCCGACAUGCUACAGCUGGAAUAUGUGCGGGAAGCCUGUGCCUCCUUCUUAGCCCGACGUCUUGACCUGACCAACUGCACCGCCAUCCUCAAGUUUGCAGACGCCUUUGGCCAUCGCAAGCUGCGAUCCCAGGCCCAGUCCUAUAUAGCUCAGAACUUCAAGCAACUCAGCCACAUGGGUUCAAUUCGGGAGGAGACUCUAGCAGAUCUGACCCUGGCCCAGCUGCUGGCUGUCCUGCGCUUGGAUAGUCUGGACGUGGAGAGUGAGCAGACAGUGUGCCAUGUGGCAGUGCAGUGGCUGGAGGCUGCUCCCAAAGAGCGGGGUCCCAGUGCUGCAGAAGUCUUCAAGUGCGUGCGCUGGAUGCACUUCACUGAAGAAGAUCAGGACUACUUAGAAGGGCUGCUGACCAAGCCCAUCGUGAAGAAGUACUGCCUGGACGUUAUUGAAGGGGCCCUGCAGAUGCGCUAUGGUGACCUGUUGUACAAGUCUCUGGUGCCAGUGCCAAACAGCAGCAGCAGCAGUAGCAGCAGCAACUCUCUUGUAUCUGCAGCAGAAAAUCCACCCCAGAGACUGGGUAUGUGUGCCAAGGAGAUGGUGAUCUUCUUUGGACACCCCAGAGAUCCCUUUCUCUGCUGUGAUCCAUAUUCGGGGGACCUUUACAAAGUGCCGUCACCUUUGACCUGUCUGGCUCACACUAGGACUGUCACCACUUUAGCUGUCUGUAUCUCUCCUGACCAUGACAUCUAUCUAGCUGCUCAGCCCAGGACAGACCUCUGGGUGUAUAAACCAGCUCAGAAUAGUUGGCAGCAACUUGCAGAUCGCUUGCUGUGUCGUGAGGGCAUGGAUGUGGCAUAUCUCAAUGGCUACAUCUACAUUUUGGGGGGGCGAGACCCUAUUACUGGAGUUAAGUUGAAGGAAGUGGAAUGCUACAAUGUUAAGAGAAACCAGUGGGCAUUGGUGGCUCCACUGCCCCAUUCUUUUUUAUCCUUUGACCUAAUGGUAAUUCGAGACUAUCUCUAUGCUCUCAACAGUAAGCGCAUGUUCUGUUAUGAUCCUAGCCAUAAUAUGUGGCUGAAGUGCGUUUCUCUGAAGCGCAAUGACUUUCAGGAAGCCUGCGUCUUCAAUGAGGAGAUCUAUUGUAUCUGUGAUAUCCCAGUCAUGAAGGUCUACAACCCAGUUAGGGCAGAAUGGAGGCAAAUGAAUAAUAUUCCCUUGGUCUCAGAGACCAACAACUACAGAAUUAUCAAGCAUGGCCAAAAAUUGUUGCUCAUCACCUCUCGCACCCCACAGUGGAAAAAGAACCGGGUGACUGUGUAUGAAUAUGAUAUUAGGGGAGACCAAUGGAUUAAUAUAGGUACCACAUUAGGCCUCUUGCAGUUUGAUUCUAACUUUUUUUGCCUCUCUGCUCGUGUUUAUCCUUCCUGCCUUGAACCUGGUCAGAGUUUCCUCACUGAAGAAGAAGAAAUACCAAGUGAGUCUAGCACUGAAUGGGACUUAGGUGGAUUCAGUGAGCCAGACUCUGAGUCAGGAAGUUCAAGUUCUCUUUCUGAUGAUGAUUUUUGGGUGCGUGUAGCGCCUCAGUGAAAUGCACAGGAUCAACAGGGUUUGUUGUAACUAAAUUGAAACACUAAGUUGUUUUUACUGUUUUGGAAAAUAUCUUAAAUAUCCUUUUUGUUCCUAAAGGAGGGGAAAAGUUGAUUAACUUCUGGUUUGGUUUAGAGAAAGUAAUGUUUGAAAUACGAAGGUAAUUUAAUGUUACAAAUUUUAACACUCAAAUCAACCUUUUAAUAAUUUUCUGUGCUAAGGGUCCAAUAUUUAUUUGAUUAGUAUGUUUAUGUUUCAUGACACUAAUUUAGUCUUUUGAUACAUUUUACAUUCUGUUUACUGCCACAAGCACUGUGGCAAUAACUUUUGAAUUUUAAUUUUUAUAAUAGAAAAAUGAUUAGGAAUUGCUAGAUAGUGUUUUGAAAGCAUAUCUUUUUCUUCAGAACAAUGUAGACUUCCAAAAUGGUUAACCUAAGGGGUCUUUACAAAAUGUGUUAUAAGUUAAACAUAAUUUGGGAAGUUUUACUUUUGUUUUCUUCUAUGAAGAAAAAAAUGCAGGCUGGGCGUGGUGGCUCACGCCUGUAAUCCUAGCACUUUGGGAGGCCGAGGCAGGUGGAUCACCUGAGGUCAGUUCAAGACUAGCCUGGCCAACAUGGUGAAACCCCGUCUCUACUAAAAAUACAAAAAUUAGCUGGGCGUGGUGGCAUGCGCCUGUAAUCCCAGCUACCCAAGAGGCUGAGGCAGGAGAAUUGCUGAAACCCGGGAGUCAGAGGCUGCAGAGAGCCGAGACUGGGCCACUGCACUCCAGCCUGGAUGACAGAGUGAGACUCCGUCUCAAAAAAAAAAAAAAAAAGGAAAAAAAAAAAGAAAAAAAACCAUAUGUGUAUUAGGGUGACUGAGUGGUGACUUCAUUUAUAAUAAUACAGAGAAUAGCUAUAAGCUCAUUGACAGUAAAAACAACAAACCAGGAUUCUACUGUUUGAAAAGAAGUUUCGUUUUAAUUUUGGAAUUUAGAAUGUAUAUUUGCAAAGUCACCAAUUUUCAUCUAAAAGGUUAUAUUCUAGUUGUGUCACCAAAUCAUCAAAAAACCUUAAAAAAGAAGUAACUUGCUUUGUAGGUUUGUAUUGUUGAUCUAAACCUGAUACAUGCUUCAUUUAAUCAGGAAUAAUCCUUUUUUCUGCUGGACAUGUAUAAAUUUCACUGGAUUGUAUAAAUUUUUAUCUAUUGCCUUAAACAUUUACAUGAUUCUCAAUAUGUUUUAGCUGCACAGUUUUGGUGUUCAUCUUAGAGGAUUCUUCAGCAGAAGUGAUAUUUCUUUACUGUUUUGUGAGGUAAUACUGAUUUUGAAAAUAUAUAUAAGCUAAAAACAGUAUUUCGUUGAUAUCAGUAGUCAUUGUGUUAACUAUAAAGUCAAGUGCCAGCAAAGAACUUUAAAACUGUAAAGCUGUGUAUAGAACUGUUUUGUGUAGCAUGGAAAUAUUCUGUCAGCUUUUUAAAGUCACUAAAUGUUCUUGAUUAUCAGCUUGAAGGUAUUUUUGUAUUACAAGUUGACAGUUGCUGGGUGUAGUGGCUCAUGCCUGUAAUCCUAGCAACUCGGGGCUGAGGUGGGAGGAUUGCUUCAGCCCAGGAGUUUGAGACCAGCCUGGGCAACAUAGCAAAACCCCAUCUCUACAAAAAUAAAAAAUAUGUCUGGGCAUGGUGGCCCAAGUCUGAGUCCCAGUUACUUGGGAGGAUCACUUGAAUGUAGGAUCACUUGAGUCUAGGAGUUGGGGGCUGCAGCUAUCAUCUGCAGCUAUAAUCAUAGCUCACUGCAGCUAUGAUCAUGUCUCUGCACUCCAGCUUUGGCAACAGAACGAGAUCCCAUCUCAGAAAAACAAAGUUGAUAGUUAAAGAACGUAAGUGGAUGAUGGCAUUUGAGGCCACUAGUGAAAGUAUGUUUUCUCUAAAAUAUUUCUCUAAUAGUGAUAUAAAUGGCUAUUUUAUUAUGAUGUUUGUAUGUGUUUUGUAUUUCUCUGUAAACCAUGCUCCAGUCUUUAUUUUUCUGUUACCAUAAUGUAAGAGAAAGUCCUGGAACAGAGACUAAAUCCCACGAAACUGACAUUGUUAAACACACUAAAGCAAAAGUACUUACCUCUUGAAGAUUUAAUAUAUAAUGGUUGACAUGAUACAUGUACAUGAUGAAUGACCAGAUGCUUAUGGUCUACAUUUUCCUUUAUCCUGUUAGUAUUACCUUCCUUAAUCUUUGUUCAUUAACAUGCUAAUUCCUCUUCAGUGUUUAUUUUCUAGUGACAGAAUGCUAACAUUUCUUACACCCUGGCAGAAGGGAGAGAAAUGUGUUUCGGGGUGGGUAACUAAAUUUUUGAGUGAAAUAUCAUAAGAUGAGAAUGGAAAGAGGGAGACACAAAGAGUUAUAACAAAAAAACAAUGGUUUUUUUAGCCAUUUGACUGGCUCUUUAAAUAGUCUACAAGACAUUCAUGUUUAACAUCACUUUUAGUGAAAUAAAAUAUGCCGUACUAGUAUGUGCUUCAAAAGGGCAAAUGUGCUUUAGUGCCCUAAGGCUAAAUUUUGGUCAUUUGACAUCAGAGAUGUUAUAAGUAUUGCACUUAAUACGCACCUAUUUCUCAAUAGUGUUAUUUUUUGGCUAGCAUUUUCUUUACCACUAUCUUGUUGAUAGCUUUUUGUUCUCUAAGGUUGAAACAUGACAGUGCUUAUCUCAAACAGAUUACCCAUCUGCAGAACUAAGGAAAGCAAUUUAUGUAUGAAAGAAAUUCUCAAAUUCGUCGUUCUCAACCUUUGAAUUAAAGCUUAGACUAAAUAGUAAUAUAUCGUGGGAAGGAUUUUGGUUUUGUGAUAUUUCUGUGAAUUAAGGAAUAGAUGUUAACCAUUAUUUUGUAGAAAAGUGAUUUGUAUGUGGUUAAUUAUAAAUAAAACUGGUACCAGAA
Messenger RNA from Pan troglodytes (chimpanzee), 5336 nucleotides. It is a transcript of the gene KBTBD6, whose product is annotated as kelch repeat and BTB domain containing 6. Gene Ontology annotation, molecular function: protein binding. Bases 408 to 2432 code for a protein of 674 amino acids. The record is from RefSeq and is a predicted model, not a curated record. Lineage: Eukaryota; Metazoa; Chordata; Mammalia; Primates; Hominidae. The transcript has a single exon.